This is a messenger RNA of Harpia harpyja (harpy eagle), 1507 nucleotides long. Its product is annotated as beta-1,3-galactosyltransferase 2-like. The transcript has a single exon. The record is from RefSeq and is a predicted model, not a curated record. Bases 4 to 1062 code for a protein of 352 amino acids. Gene Ontology annotation, cellular component: membrane. Gene Ontology annotation, molecular function: N-acetyl-beta-D-glucosaminide beta-(1,3)-galactosyltransferase activity. NCBI's taxonomy places the organism in Eukaryota, Metazoa, Chordata, Aves, Accipitriformes, Accipitridae.
GCCAUGAAGUGCCAGCUGAGCCCGCGCCUGCUGCUGCUGCCCGUCCUGGUGUCGCUGGCGCUGCUGGGGCUGCGGGUGCAGCGCUUCGCCGAGGAACCCGUCACCACCACCCCCGCCCUGGCCGGCGGAGAGGCCGCCGAUCGGCAGCGCCGGGCCGGGCCGGGUUUCCAGUGGCACGGGGCGGCGGGCGCCCGCGGCAACGCCACGGUCAAGCCGCCCCCCACCCGGCACCCGCUGCAGCCCCCCUACCCUUACCCCUACCGCUUCCUCCUCAACGAGCCCCACAAGUGCCGGGACCAGACGCCCUUCCUGGUGCUGCUGGUGGUGACGGAGCCGGGGGACACGGCCGGCAGGAGCGCCAUCCGGCAAACCUGGGGCAACGAAAGCUCGGUGCCGGGGGUCUCCAUCCUCCGUCUCUUCCUCCUCGGCGUUCACCCGGUGUUCCGGCAGGAGCUGCGGCCGGUGCUGGAGGAGGAGAGCCUUCUCCACCACGACAUCCUCCAGCAAGACUUCUUGGACACCUACAACAACCUGACGUUGAAGACGCUGAUGGGCAUGGAGUGGGUGAGCAAGCACUGCCCCAACGCCAGCUACGUGAUGAAGGCCGACCGCGACGUCUUCCUCAACCUGGGUUACCUGGUACGGCAAUUCCUCAUUCCCCCCAAGAAGAACUUCAUGACCGGUUACAUCUACCGCAACACGGGGCCGCUGCGCAACAAGGGCUACAAGUGGUACGUGCCCCACGAGGUCUACCCCAACAACACCUACCCGCCCUACUGCGGCGGACCCGGCUACGUCCUCUCCGGGGAUUUGGCAAGCAAAAUCUACGGCGUCGCCCAAACUUUGUCCGUCAUCAACAUGGAGGACGCCUUCAUGGGCAUCUGCCUGCACGCGCUGGGCAUCGGCGUCACCAACAGCCCUUGGGGCGUCUUCAACAUGUACCGGAUCGAGUACGAGAAGUGCCGGUUCUCCCGGUUGGUGAUGGUCCAUCACUACGAGCCCGAGCAGCUGCUGAAGCUCUGGCCCGGCUUCCAGGAGCCGAAGAUGACGUGCCACCGCUAGCCGCGGCUGGAGGGCCCAGCCGUGCCGGGCACCGGAGCCAUCCCGCAGCCCCAGCGGCGGGUACCGCUGUCCUCCCCGCUGUGCCGAGACUCGCCGGCUUCAUCCCCUCCGGUGACUUUCUGGCCAGUCUCCGGCUCUCAAGCAGCCGCUUGGGGCCGUCUCCAAACCUCGGGUCUCUCGGGGACCCCCCGCCCCUACCGGGGACGGUUUCCACCCCCCCAUUUUGAGCCACCAGCUGGUUUGCACUGCUGGAGCCGAGAGCUUUGCUCGCCGGACCAGCCACUUCACUUCAUUAGAUCUUUUUAAUAUUAUUAGUAGUAGUAUUGAUUUUUUUUUUUCUGAGCCAGCUGGUCGCGGUGGUCCAGGACCCCACCAGCAGUAAAGCUGUGCCCGCAUUAAGUUAUGGCUGAUAUUUAUAAUAAAAGGCUGAAGCCAGCCGGAGCAA